AUGUGUGCGAGCGUCAAAAUAUUUAGACAGAUCAGAGUCGAAAUUUGGAAAACAGAGAUAUUUGGAAUACUGCAACUGAAGGUGGACCGUCUCACUGGCAAGGUCACCAACUAUUAUUUGAUUGAAAAUGAUUCGAUUGAAAGUUAUACAUGUAGUUCUAUGAUUGAUGUUCGUGAUGAAAAU
Molecule: messenger RNA, 183 nt
Organism: Funneliformis caledonium
Lineage: Eukaryota; Fungi; Glomeromycota; Glomeromycetes; Glomerales; Glomeraceae
Source: the annotation of a GenBank genome assembly